AUGUUCGCCAUACGAAGAACGCAUGACAUCGGCGAUGGAAUCCCAGGACUCCACCCAUUUCCUGGCCCAUUGUCCUAUUUCCUCCCUUUCUCUCCUUUUCAUCCGGAUCUGACGCCUAUCCCUCGCACCCCUUCGUAUGCAAAUCGUCGUGCGGUACCCAAAGCCUGCGGGUCGUGUCCGGCGGGAGGAUAUCUUCGGCUACCUGAGGGCCGCGGGGUGUCCGCCCCAUCUGGGGGACUGAGUGCCAAGAGUUGUAGGGGCCCGAGGGCGGAAGGUGGCCAUCCUGGGGGAAGCCGUCAUUUCCUUCAUGAAAAUGUGUCGACGAAGCCACCGAGAACUCUUUUGUUGGACGACAUUGGCAUCGUGAUGGACAGAUAUCCAUUAAAGACUUCGAGGAAGCCAACAGAGCACCCCCGGGGAGGCAGAAGAAAAGGAGCUGGCCGAAGUGUAAGAGACCGGGAAGCCGCGGUUGACCUGGCAGGUGUGCCCACUGGCGAUUCCACGCCGCUUCGAUACGGUAGGUGAUAUAUAGUCCCAGGGUUCUCUUAGACCUCCUAGCACCCGGCUGUCGAGUUGGGUUACCUUCGCCACCGAUUGAAUAAUACCCUGAAGAUGUAGGCUCAUUGUUAUUCUGAGGAGGCUUACAGGUGCUGAUCCUCAGACGAAUUGAGGACAAAAGAAAAGAAGCUAAAGCUAGUUAUAUACGGUCAAGUCGUUCCCUUAAGAAAGUGAAAACACAUGGAGAUAAGAAACAACAUAAUAUCCAAAGAUAUUUGGUUGAACAACGCUGAAGCAGUCCUCCGCGGAUAAUAAAAAAAAAAAA
Nezara viridula (southern green stink bug) is the source of this 823-nucleotide messenger RNA. NCBI's taxonomy places the organism in Eukaryota, Metazoa, Arthropoda, Insecta, Hemiptera, Pentatomidae. The record is from the annotation of a GenBank genome assembly.